CGUUACUCCUGCAAUGUUCAAACCUUUUCCAGCGCAGUUCAUCAUGUUGUUCAAUUCUCGCCGGCAAUCGAGUACAGUCCAGUCGCCAUCAGUCCAUCACGAUGCCAUAGUAUCCAAGGCUCGAGUAGGCGUACCGACCGGUAGCUUCAUGCACGAAUUCAGACUUACCGGCUUUUUGUUAACGACGGCCCUUGACAGCCAUGAAUCGAAGACGCGGUUGGAGCCCAUUACUCGAGAUAUUCGUAUUUCAUCUCAUGCUGGGACGGGAUGAAAUCGGGGGGCGACGAAGUGCAUCGAUCCUAGCGGGUCCAACGCGCUAUUUUGACCGGGUAGCCCCGCUAGGGCUGGCACCUUCGCCGAGACUUCCAGCGACGUCAUUUGCUGUGCCGCCGAGAGCUUCUUUUCAGUUGCGCGGGCGGCGCAUCCGAAUUGCGGCGUCAUUUCGACUUUUCAAUUCUCUUUUUUCCUCUAUACAGUCACGCCAGGCGACCACAGACGACACGACCGAACAAUAUUACUCGACCGAAUAUCGUAAAAGAUCAUUUCAUUUACCUCACGAAACCAAUAUUCUUCAUUCUUCCCCGCCGAAAGUCAAGAAGCAAAAUGCGAACUUCGAUCCUCUCCAGCCCAGCAACGCGCGCACUUUGCGCCGCCUGUCGCAACGAAGCCAGCAGGACAAACGCAGGAGUGGCCUUCUCUACAGCUUGCGCCAGCAAGAGCAGUAACCGGAGGCCAGAAGUCCCCGAGCAAUCAAGGCCACGAGUGACGACGACGACGACGACGACGACGACAAGAGAGAUACAAAAACACCGCCUAUUCCCGAGCGCCCGCGCAUACGAAUACUCUACCUCUUCUACCCCCUCCGACAACACCUCACCCAAGCCCCAACCACCAAACUCCUCCACCUCCUCUUCUUCGGAUUGUAACAAACCCAUACCGCGCUACUACGCCCUCUUCCCCAUCACCCUCCCCCUCGGCCCACCCCCGUCAGGGCCCUUCGACAUCGACGUCCGCGCCCUGCGCCGCGAAUUCCUUCGUCUCCAAGCCGCCUCCCACCCGGACUUCCACCACUCAGCCAACCAGUUUGACAGCAACAGCAGCAACGGCAACAGCGAUGAGUCCCUGCUGCAGCGGCGAAAAGCAGAAGCAACGUCCUCUCUCAUCAAUUCCGCCUACAAGACCCUUUCUUCGCCCCUUCUCCGCGCCCAAUACCUGCUCAAAGAACUCUACGACGUCGAUUUGGCCGGUGACGAAUCGACCGACUACCAGAAUGGGUCGGAUCCCACCUUGUUGAUGACGGUGUUGGAAGCGCGGGAGCAGAUUGACGAGGCGAAAACGGAAGCGGAUCUGGAGCCGGUUAGGGAAGAGAAUGAGGCGCGGAUAAAAGAGUCAGAAGAAAAAUUGAGCGAGGCGUUUGCCAAGGAAGAUGUGGAGGCGGCCACGAGGGAGUGUGUGAAGUUGAGGUAUUGGAUGGGAAUAAGGGAGGGGUGUAAUGAGUGGGAGGAGGGCAAGGGGUUUGUUAUGCAUCAUUAAGGGGGUAGGUGAUGGAUGAGGGUUAUAUGGGGGUUUUUUUUCUUUUGUGUUACGGCGGGUAAGAGGGGAGAGGAGAAAGGGCUGCGACGAGAUGCUUUUGGCUAGAUGAGCAGCCUGGGAGGAUUCAGAUGGUUCAUUACGGGUGUCAAUGGACAAACUCUGACCUAAAGCGUGGUGUCCGGUCCAGGUCUUCGUUCGUUUUUCUAGGCUUGGGGAUGAGUGGUCUAGCAUGCGUGACCCGGCCGGAGGGUCGGUUGAAAUUUACCCAUCGGGGCCCUUUCAUCAAUGAUCAUUUUGACAAUCGGCCUCUUCUGUCCUGGUUAUGAAUACCAGCCAAAGGAAGAAGACAAAAAAUAAGAAAAGUCACAGCUGUCCACUCAAUCAUAAUGGCAUUCCAUGUCUUUGCGUUAUGUGAACAUUGUCUUGUCUACAUGCAAUAUCUCCUUUAUCAUCAAUGAUGUUGCAUACACAUCCACUAUAUUAUAGCCUCAACCACCAUUGCAAAUCGUCUCUUCCAUAUAUCAC
Molecule: messenger RNA, 2058 nt
Organism: Neurospora crassa OR74A
Lineage: Eukaryota; Fungi; Ascomycota; Sordariomycetes; Sordariales; Sordariaceae
Product: DnaJ domain-containing protein
Exons: 1
Coding region: 604-1533 (309 amino acids)
Biological process (GO): protein complex oligomerization; [2Fe-2S] cluster assembly
Cellular component (GO): mitochondrion
Molecular function (GO): protein-folding chaperone binding; ATPase activator activity
Source: RefSeq, a predicted model, not a curated record